AUGUGCAAAAACGUUUACUGGCACUGCAUCCUCUGCAACGCAACAAUCGGCAACUCGAGCAUCCCAGACCUUUGUCAUUAUGCCACAAGCAAUGGCCGAUCCCAUUGUAUUCGACAUGUUUUACCUGCAGAGAAGAAAGAAGGCCUCGCCGCGGCCGUCGCCGUCGCCAUCACCAUGGCAGGUACUAUCCAGCACCAGCGACAACAUCAGCAGUUGUAG
This is a messenger RNA of Penicillium manginii, 219 nucleotides long. RefSeq lists its product as uncharacterized. The coding region runs from base 1 to 219 and encodes 72 amino acids. Lineage: Eukaryota; Fungi; Ascomycota; Eurotiomycetes; Eurotiales; Aspergillaceae. The record is from RefSeq and is a predicted model, not a curated record. The transcript has 2 exons.